GCUCAGGAUGUCUUGUCACAUGUUACCGGCUUAUUCGAAGCUGUCGACUCGGUUGAUGUGAUUAGCACAGGAAAAGUUCUCGAAAUGUCUUCCUUCCGUAAAAUAUCUCGUAUAGCUGUUGCAGUCGCAACAGUAUCUGGGGCAUAUGUCGCGUAUAAUCUACAGAGCCCAGCAUUCGCGGCUCCUUCUCAUGACGAUUUGAGAGGUCGGCUUCUCACGCUUUUCAAACCCAGCAACUCGAGUUGGGACAACAAUUGGGAUUUUUGCGAAACCGGUAAACGCAAACUGAGCUCUGAUGGAAUGCUGGAAGAGCCGGAUAUUAAGCCGACGGGCAAGAGACAUUUGAUUUUCAUCAGACACGGCCAAUACAUGGACAGAGAAGAUGAGGAUGAUAAAAAAGUUCUGACCGAACUUGGAAGAUUACAGGCAGAAAUCACUGGUCAGCGGCUCAAGGAUUUAAAUCACAACUACACCAAGAUCAUAGUCUCUGACAUGAUAAGAGCCGAACAGACGGCCGAUAAGAUCUGCAAGUACCUGCCAAAUGUCCCAAGAGAAACAUGCUCCAUGUUGAGAGAGGGAGCGCCAUUUCCCCCAGACCCACCCUCGUCCAACUGGAGGCCUGAACAGUGUAAGUUUUUCAGAGACAGCAGCCGUAUAGAAGCAGCCUUCAGGAAGCAUGUGCACCGUGCAGAUACCACCCAAGUUGGUGACACUGUGGAAAUAUAUGUUUGCCAUGCAAAUGUUAUUAGGUACAUUGUGUGCAGGGCUUUACAAUUUCCUCCAGAAGGAUGGCUUCGCAUGUCAAUUGGUCAUUGUGGGAUGACAUGGGUUACUGUACGUCCAAAUGGAAGAGUUUCGUUGCGGAGUUUAGGCGACACUGGACACCUCCAACCUGAGAAAAUGACAAUGUAAAACUGCCCAUUUUCAUAAUUGUAGCAAUUUAUGUAUCUUCUCGUGUUAUUGUGCAAAAAGUAACUUAUUUAAAGGCGAUGCGAAUAUUUAUGUAUUUGGUAAGACGGUUGUCUUUGAAGAUCACCCUAUAUUGCCUUCAAUGAAUUUUUUUAGCUCGGCCAUUUUUCUUUUGUUAGUGUACAGUAUGUCUAUUAAGUUAUCAAUGGGACUUUAAAUGCCUGCUUCAGUAAUACUGUACAAUAGACAGAUAUUGAUAUUCUAGGACUGGGUGAACUGUGUGCUUCAAUAAAGGCCAAUAGGCUGCUGAAAAGAUGCA
Messenger RNA from Nematostella vectensis (starlet sea anemone), 1228 nucleotides. Its product is annotated as serine/threonine-protein phosphatase PGAM5, mitochondrial. The transcript has 4 exons. Bases 85 to 912 code for a protein of 275 amino acids. Gene Ontology annotation, cellular component: mitochondrion. Gene Ontology annotation, biological process: positive regulation of mitochondrial fission. The record is from RefSeq and is a predicted model, not a curated record. Lineage: Eukaryota; Metazoa; Cnidaria; Anthozoa; Actiniaria; Edwardsiidae.